Saccostrea cuccullata (small rock oyster) is the source of this 2448-nucleotide messenger RNA. RefSeq names its product nose resistant to fluoxetine protein 6-like. The transcript has 16 exons. Gene Ontology annotation, molecular function: acyltransferase activity, transferring groups other than amino-acyl groups. The coding region runs from base 107 to 2299 and encodes 730 amino acids. NCBI's taxonomy places the organism in Eukaryota, Metazoa, Mollusca, Bivalvia, Ostreida, Ostreidae. The record is from RefSeq and is a predicted model, not a curated record.
GGCAUACCAUACGUGCACGUUCAGUUUGUAAACAUUGAUCAUCAAACUUUUGGACAGACUCUGUCACUCAUGGAUGGAAAAUAGAAAAUGUGCUAAAUCCACCUGAAUGGCUCUCCAGAAAACUGUAUUGCUGAGCUCUGUUCUCCUCUCGGUGUGUUGGGGUGCCCUACAGGACCAGAGGAACGUUCCUCAGUACCAUGAGCUGAUAAGACAAGGUCAUGUCAAGCUAACUCAGGGGGAGUCUGAACCCGAUUUUAUCCACAGAUUCAAUGGUACCACUAUAUUACAGAAAAUGCUUUCACUGGAUUCGAUGUAUGACCAGGCUUUGCUCCUAAAGAAGGAAUUUGUGACUGAUCUUGGGUCUCGGAUCAAAAUGUCGGCGGGUUGUGUUGUUGGACUUCAGCUAUUACUUGAUGGUUUGAAGGAAAGAAGUCUUUGGUCUCUUAAAAUGCUUGAUGCCAUAGGAAAAGUUCCCAGUGGUAUAUUAGAUGGUGAUUUCAUGUGGCCCGGUCAGUUUGAUGAGUGUAACUCAAUAAGUCAGUCAUUCACAGAUAGAAUCCCUUAUAAUGAGACUUUCCUGGUUCGAGGGAAAUAUUUUGUUGCAGGAUUGGGGAAUCCUUUGGGGUAUAACGCUACUGAUCUUAGGAUGGGAGUCUGCCUGCCUGAUGCAUGUACUGCGACUGAUGUUAAAGAAGUGAUGGAAUUAGCAUUUUUAGAGCUGUACCAAUAUACAAAUAAAACAAUCAAGCUUUCUCUGAAAUAUGUUUAUCAUCAAGAGACAAAGUACAAGAGCACUCCAGAGUUUAUUGCUGCCAGUGUGAUCUGUUCCAUAAUUGGUUUUCUGUUAUUGCUGGGCACUCUUUACGACAUGUUUAUAAAUCAAGAUGUCGACUCCUCGGAAAUCGGAGAUGUGAGGGUUCAUAAACAGGACAGUGACGCACAGUCCGUUAAUUCUGACACCACGCAUCUGAUGUCGGAUGGAACUCGAGUAUCUGUCUUGUCAUUCAGAAACAAGGUCUUACACAACAGUAAACUGAGGAAGUUUUUACUGACUUUUUCAAUCAGCACUAAUGGCAGUAAGGUUCUCAACACUGAUGCCCUCCCGCCUACUGCAUUGCCCGCUCUCAAUGGGAUGAAGGUCCUGAGUAUGGGCUGGGUCAUUCUGGCUCACUCCUAUUACUUCACACGGGCCUAUGCAAGAAAUAUUAUACCUGCAACUCUGAAUUGGUAUCAAAGAUGGACCUUCCAGAUCGUGAAGAAUGGAAAUUAUGCCGUGGAUUCAUUCUUUCUGCUCAGCGGUUUGUUGGUAAGUUAUUUGACCCUCAAAGAGUUACAGAAAAGAGACGGGAAGCUGAACUGGUUACUAUUCUACUUCCAUAGAUUCUGGAGGUUGACCCCUACCUUUAUGCUGUUUAUCCUGGUGUACACGGCCUACUUCCAGUACUGGGGCUCGGGACCUCUCUGGCCCCUGACGUCACCCGACUACCAGAGGUGUAAGAAUUACUGGUGGAGGAAUCUUCUGUAUAUCCAGAGCUUCUUCCCCGUCAGUGAAGAGUGCAUUGGUUGGGGUUGGUACCUUGCAAAUGACAUGCAGUUUUUUGUAAUUUCACCAUUUAUAAUAUACCCUUUGUACAGGUUAGUGUUGUUUGGAUACAUUAUAAUACUGUCUCUUAUGGUGAUGCAGUUGGUUUUCAGGGGGAUAAUAUCAGUACAACUGCAUAUGAACUUGAACCAAUCACCCAACCCGGUAGAGUCAUUUGAUAAGAUGUACCAAAAGCCCUAUGCCAGAAUAGCCCCAUACCUUAUUGGAGUUCUAACAGGAUACUUCAUGUGGAAAUCAGAGAGACGAGUCAAGCUGCCAAAAGUGACUGUGGUGUUGGGAUGGAUUAUUGCCCUGGUUUGUGUGUCUUCUUUGGUGUUUGGGAGCACUGAACAGAAUAGGGGUCAUAAAUUCUCCACAGCAGUUUCUGCCCUUUACAACUCUUUGUCAACUACAACUUGGGGCUUGGGUGUAGCAUGGAUUAUUUUUGCCUGCAGUAUAGGAUAUGGAGGUUUUAUCAACACGUUCCUGUCGGCCCGUCUGUGGUCUCCCCUCAGUCGCCUGACCUACUGUGCCUACCUGGUUCAUCCCGUCAUCAUGUUUGUCUACCUUUUGAGCCAAAGAGAUACUUUGUACUUCUUUGACAUCAACAUGGUGAGUACAACUCAAACUUUAACUUCAAUCUACAGUAUGAUGCAAAAUAUAUUCGUACAAAAUGGCGGCAUGUUUACAUUCGCGACGAAAGUAGGCCAACAUUGAAACUUGUCUAUUUCAUCUCUGAAAUAAAAUAAAUCAAAAAUAAAUUUUCAAAAACGCCAGCGUGGCGCAGUGGUUAGAGCGUCUGCUUUAGAGUCGCGAAGAAAGGAGUCAAUCCUUACGUCGCGGGUUCGAAUCCCACCGGGGGGCGU